AUGUCGCAGCCUCCAGCUAAACGCAGACGCGUAGAGCUUACGUUAGAGGAUAAGAUAAAGCUCAUCACGGAAUCAACUGCUCAACCAAAACCAUCUCUGAAGGCACUCGGCGAGCGCUUCAAGAUCGGGAAGUCAACGGUCGGCGACAUCUUGAAGAAAAAGAACGUCUACCAGGAGCAGUGGGAGAAAAAUGCAUCUGGCUCCAAGUUCCGUUUCGACAACGAAUGCAAGUUUGACCGACUGAACGAGCUGACGUGGGAGUGGUUUAGCCGGAAGCGGGCCCAGAACUUCCCUUUGUCUGGACCUGUGAUCCAGGAGAAAGCAAGCAGCUUCGCAAAGGAACUGGGCUUCCACGACUUCAAGGGGUCCAGCGGUUGGCUCACCUCCUGGAAGUCCCGCUACUCAGUGAAGGCGUUCAAGGUGUCCGGGGAGAGUGCUGGGGUGGACCAGCAGACAGUCAGUGACUUCAAGAGCCGGCUUCCAGACAUCAUACAGGGAUACAGCCUUGAGAACAUCUUCAAUGCCGACGAGACAGGCCUCUACUACAAGGCAUUACCUGACAAGACCCUGGCUGUGCGCGGAGACGGUGCAAAGGGAUUCAAAGUGCACAAGGAUAGGAUAACUGGAUAA
Dreissena polymorpha is the source of this 630-nucleotide messenger RNA. Its product is annotated as jerky protein homolog-like. The transcript has a single exon. Lineage: Eukaryota; Metazoa; Mollusca; Bivalvia; Myida; Dreissenidae. Gene Ontology annotation, cellular component: nucleus. Gene Ontology annotation, molecular function: DNA binding. The coding region runs from base 1 to 630 and encodes 209 amino acids. The record is from RefSeq and is a predicted model, not a curated record.